AUUGAGUCCCUACGGCAUCCCCAAUCCCACUCAAACCAAAAUUCAACAGCAAAACAAGCUACUUCAAGCCAGAGACUGAAAACAGAAUUCACGUGUACCCAGUGAGGAGGCCUUUUGCACCUACGGCUGGGUCCUGCCUGGGCCGAGCUGUUGGAGCCCCAAAGAUGAUUGGGGAAUUUUGUCAAGCUCGGGGCCACAUCUAGGUCCUCACUCUGGCACCUUCCAAGCCCGAGGGGCAGAGACCUGAAUACCAGGAAACUAAGUGCAAUUACUAGAAGCUGAGUCACUGGGGUGCCACUGCACUGUCAGGGGCUGGGCCAGAGUCCUUGUCCCCACACUGCUGCACACUCCCCUGGCCGCGGCAGUGUGCCCAGCUGGACACAGACUCAUGUACAUAUGUCUCCACGAACUGUGCUCUGUGUAUCCCGGAAUCUGUCAGCCAGAGUGAGCUGCAAAUGUCCCUUGAUCUGAACCCAAAGUCAAGCCCCAGUCAGCAAAACCUUUCAAGAUCCCUGUGCAGCUGAUCUGGCAGGUGGUGACCAAAGUGGGGGGGGGGGGAGAGCAGGACUCUAACCAGGGACAGGAGCCUUGCCCACUGCGGAGGGCGGAUCCAAGGAUCUCAGAUGUCCAGGAAAGAAGCCAAGACCCCAUCACUCUCCUGGAUGUGACGUGGUGAAGGCCUCCGCACGGCUGUCCAUGGGGCGAGGACAGAGAGAAGGUGCACGCAGUCCCCGACCGCCCCGCUUCCGCGCUGUCUUGCAUCUAGGUUGUAAUUUGCAAGACGCUGUCGAGGGAAGAUGCAGGAAGGUGGAGUGUUCUGGGGAGCAGCGGUGGGGAACUAGGCUCCCCCUGCAUUGGCGUGACAGCAUGGCUGCCCUCUCUCAGUUGUGGAGGAGGGAGCCCUUCCUGAGACCGCCUGGAAUGGAACCUCCUAGCAGGGAGGCGGGGCAGCAGCUGCUGAAAUUGCGGGCCCCCAGGCAGAGCCCAGGAGAAGGGGCCGGGUGGCACUGGCGGGACAGGUGGGUGAGGGGCUCCAGAAGUCCCUGCUCACGCGACUCCUCUCUCCAAAACUUCUGGAAGGAGAGAAUUAGAGUAGACGAAGGACAACAGGAGGUGGAGAAGGGGAAGGAAGCAGAAGCAGCAGGAACGGGUCGGUCCCAGGGACAGCACGGUUGGCUGCUCCGUGGCUGCUGGGCUGUGAGAGUGACCCGCGGGUUUCUGGUAAGAAGAGACGUUGGAGGAAACAGAAGUGACUGAAAUUCAGGCCGCAGAGGGGUCGGCGGAGCUGAAAGUUCUCAGAAAGGCAAAGCUGAGGAUGGAGAAGGCGGUGACCGUGUGCACAGCCAGAUGGGGAAGGAUGUCCAAACCACAAAGAAUCGAGGGGGCUCGAAGUGAACACGCACAGGACGGCUGAGGAGCGACCCUUCUCUUUUGAAAUCUAAAUCCAGAGCACCUGCCCCUCGGUUCCCACAACUUACCAACAUCCAGUGACCAAAUGUGAAUCAACUGUUGUCUUUGCUUGGAGACAGGCAUCUGAGCAUCCCCCGUGGUGAUGGGAGUGUGGGACCGGGCAGUGAGGGCAAAGGAACACACAUUGGCUUUACCCGGGGCCCGGCAGCAUGGAGAGCCACUGCUCUGCUAACUCAGGGGACAGAAGUCCGGGAGUGCACACGGCUCUCCGGCAAGCAUUUCUGUGGCACCGAGGGUCCACCCCCUCCCCACUGCCGGAGCAUCCAGGAGCGCGGUCCUCAAGCCCUCCUGUGCGCAUCUUUCUGUCCGCUCGGCUCUCCCACUCAAGACAACAGGACGGGGAUGGUGUUGGCUUUGACGUCAGACCCACGCGGGCCCACCCCCAGCCUGGCCCCUUCCCUGCAGUCGAUGCUGGCAAAGUUUUUGCCGCUCUGAGUCUUAAUUUCUUCUGGGGGAUGGGGGUGAGAGUCCCUCCGCAGCGCCUCACCCCUGCUCUCUGCGGGGCACAACUAGACAGUUAGACCCAAAGGGCUUCCGGACACUGGCAGGAGAUGCGACAGCCACGUGGUUCCCUCCGCGGGACUCGUCCUCAAAGGAGACCCAACAGCCCGCGGGGGACCGGGAGCCAUUCUCUGAGACAGCUCGGGUGCAAGGGAGUGAGACCGCACAAGCAGGGAUAUUUUCCUGCGCAAUCUGAAGGUCCUGCAGCCUCCCAGAACUCUCCAGAAGUUGGAGCUGCAAGUCCACUUAAGGUUAUUAAGACUUGACCCAUGAACUACGCCCGUGAUGGAGUCCGCAGGUCAAGGGCGGACUCAGAAAAGUUUCAGCUACGUUGUCAGAGCCCCCGGCAGCGAUGGGUUUGAUGUCAUGAACGUGGAUGUGAAGAUCGACACGUCCUGGGUGUUCCAGGAUGUAGAGGAGGGUGGCGAGGGGCCAAGCUGUCCUCCCGCAGCUGGACGCCCAGACCUGGACACGGGCUCGCUGAGCAAGCAGCUGGAGUCCUCCGAGCGGAAGCUGGUGGCUGCUGUGGACAAGUACGUGACGUCGGAGUCCGGGCUCAGGAGCAGAAUCCAGGAGCUGGAGCUGUCCGAGAGGCAGCUCCUCCGGAGGGUGGACCAGCUGAGCGCCCGCGUGUUGCAGGAAAGGAGGGAGGCUGCCCGGGCCCAGGAGGAGCUCCAGGUCCUGCAGGGGGAGCUGGCCAGCCAGGUUCUGGAGAAGGAGCGCGCGGCCCGGCGGCAGCGGUGGCGACUGCGGCGGCUGCGGGAGCGGCUGCGGCCGGUGCGCGGGUUGCGGGAGCAGCGCGCCACGGAACGCCGGCUCCGCGGGCAGCUGGAGGAUCUCCGCUGCCGCGUCUACGCGCUCGAGCUGUCGGAGAUCGGCCUGCAGGGCCGCGUGGAGGACCUGGCGCAGCAAAACCGCAGCCUGCGAGAGGAGCGGGGCGCGCUGGCCCCGGGGGAGAGCGCGCGCCGCAGCGUCGCUGCCCGUCCCUGCAGCCCGGACGCCCUGAGCCAGCUUGGGGACGAGCCGCUGCCCCUGCCCGGGGAGGGCGCCCUGGAUGCCCGCCGGAGCCCCAGCUCGCAAACCACCCUCUGCUCCGCUGGUGCCCCUGGACCCGGUGGCUUAACAGGCUGGCCCUCCGAGGGGUGCUGCUCCCAGGACUGUGGUGGGGCCGGACGAGGCCUGGAGACCACAGACAAGUCCCUGGAAGAUGUCACAGGAUCUGACCUUGGACGGGCUCCGGCCGAGCCCAGCUUAGAUAAGCAGACUCUUCUCACCCUUGGCUGCCCUCCCAGGGAUGGCUCGCUCCUCCCGGUGGAGCUGGCCUGGACUUCGGAGCAGAGAGUAGCCGCUGUCCAGGUCCUGGUGCAGACAUCCACACUCCCUCCCUGGGGGCCGGCCGGGGACCCCCCUGCCCUGCCACCGCCGCCGCCUCUCUGGGAGGCUUCUCCACCAGAAUCCCAGGUGCGACGGGUCCUGGACACCAGGUUCCCACCUGCUCCCAGAGCCAGAGGACCCGCCUGCCGCAAUCACCGCUGGGCAAGCAGCCAGGAGGCCUCCCUCUGCCCCGAGCGCCCGCAGAUCACAAGUCACCAACUCAAGGCACCCAGAGAUCCGAAAGGCCCUUGGAAGGAGGAGGGAGGGCCCCCAGAGUGGAGAACUGAGGAGCAGACGGCAAGGAGGACUCUGGGCAGGGAGGAGGAAGACCUCGGUGACAAGAGCAAGCCAAGUCAGGAAAGCCGAGAGGACCCGGGCCCGGUGGACGGCGUCAGAGCCCCAGGGGGCGUGCCCACCAAGAAUGGGGCUUCAGAAACCCCUGCCUCCGCCUCCUGCCCUUGGUCCAGGCCAAAGCUCCCAUUGCUGCUUCUGCAGGGAGAGGCCUCAGUGUCAACUGAGGGCCCCCCACCCCUGAGCGGGGGUCGGAGGGAAGGAGGGCUUUCAUCAUCAGAGGAGGAAGAGACUCCCCCAGCCCGGGCCCAGGGCUCCCAGAGGCCGUCUCCAGCAGGCGCUCAGCCCUGUGCAGGGCAGGGCGAGGACACGCGUGUGUGGUCUGGAAACACCCUGGAUGUGCAAGCAGGAAGCGCUGGGCACCAAAGGCACGAAGAGAAGGAGGAGAAGGCAUCGCCUCCAGAAGGGUCUUGCCUGGGCCCCAGGGGUGCCCCAGGGGAGCCUGGCCCCGAGGAGCGUGAGCCCCAGGAAACGCUCUUCCCAGCGGCAGACGGAGGUCUGACACUGUCUCCCCGAUUGGCCUUUCCACCCAGGGGAACGGAGCCCCCCAGUGACCCAUGGGCUCUGAGCCAAGGACCUGACAGAUCUGAGCUCAGAACAGACGACGACUUUGAAAAGGAGGCGGAAACUUCUUUCCGGCAACUCUUCAUCCCGGAGCGUGGGGGCGGGGGUCGAUGGUGGCCAACCUCCAGGCUGGCCGGAGAGAGCAGGAACUCAGCUCGGAAACGGCCUGGCCGCCAGGACAACGCUCGCUCCCAUCAGGCUUUGACAAACCAGGGAUGGGAUAUGUGUUUGGCCAGGGAGGUCAGACCCGGGGGGACUAGUGAACAGGUUGCCCCGGGAGGGACGGAGGUCCUGGGAGCCAACGCCCUUCUCCCGGGGACGGUGCUCGAUUUGGAUGACGCGUGUCCGAGCCCAGAGCGGCCCUCCAGGCUGGCGGGAAACCAGGCCUCCCUGGCGCUAGGAGCCCUUGAAGGAGAGAGGAGGUUUCACCAGGUCAUUUCCAGGCUGGAGAAGGAGAGAAGCCAGGAGUCACAUGAGAGCGCCGAGCCGAGGGGUGACAGAGAGAGAGGCCACAGCAAAGCGUGCGCCCUCGAGACAGAGAGGGAGAGAAAUGCGACGGAGAUAGCCACGCUCGAACAGGAGAAGAGCAGGCUCUCAGGAGAGGUCUCUCACCUGAAGAGGGAGCUGGGCCAAUAUUGGCAGGUCAUCUCUGACCUGGAAGACUGCAACGGGAAAAGUUACGGCAAAAUUUCCGAGCUCGAGGAGGAAAACGAGCAGUUGAAAAGGCACCUGGCCCAGCUUCAGAAAGCCAUGGCCGAGAGCGCCAGGAAGUCCAAAGGCCUGAUGGAGCACGUCACGCUGGAAAAGCAGGAGCUCAAGGCGCUGAUCUCGGAGCUGGGGGUCACUUACAAGGAGCUGAUGAAGGGUGUGGUGCUGGGCAUAGAAGACACGGUCCAGGCCUUCAGGGGGGAGAACGCCCAUCUUCUGAGCAGGAUCCGCGUCCUGGAGACAGAAGUCGCCUUGGGGGCCAGCACGGCUGUGGGCCGCCUGGUGAGAGCUGAGGAGGGUCCACACGGGGAAAGCAAGAUGCUGGGGCACAAGGCGAGUGCUGUGGAAAGGGGGGUACAGGUGACUCAGCUUUCUGGGCAGCUGACUGCAGGAGCCCACGGGCCGCCCUUGGAGGAGAAUCCAGUUCCGACUGACAGGUGCACGGGGCCCUCCUUGGGCACAGAGAACUCCAGAAGUGAUGCCAAUUCUGCCACUUUGUCGCUGGUGUGGGGAAGUGCAGAAGUACCCAGGGGUCCGCGAGGAAACAUCAAGGGAGCAGGAGUGGAAGAAGUACGUUUGGAAAAGGAGAAAAGACCGUGGUGUUCUGCAGACCCAGCGCAAGCUCUGAGGGCCCUGAGCAAUGGCCUCCAGAGUGGCUCACACCCCGGCCAGGUGCACGAGGCAGAGGUGACCUUCCCAGGUGACCUUCCCAGGCUGCCGCAGAUGAGAGGUGGACAGCCACCACUGGGGACACGAGUCCGGAAGCCUUGGAGCUUCGGGCUCCUGGAGGGACUCAGAGUCUAUGCAGUGGUGAUGUGGAGGGGCUUUAUCAAGCCUCAGCUGCAGCAGCAGAAUCUGAGAAUGAGCUGGGCACUCAGCACGUUGCAGAAUGUUCCACGUGUGCGGACAGCUGUGCUUUCAGCGUUCUCUACGAAUACGGAAAAUGCUCCUGACUUGAUAGUGAAGGGGAAAAGCAGGAUACAAAAGAUAGAUACGCCGCGGGACCUGGCGGCAGACGCCCCCAGAGAGGACCUCAGGCUGUGCAUUGGGCGCCUCCAGCACCAGGUCCUGACCCUGCGCUGCCAGCUCAGGGACCAGGCGUCUGCCCACCGGGAGCUGCAGGUGUCACACGGGGAGGCCACCCGCCUCCGGGACCAGCUCAAGGGCGAGCUUGAGGAGCUUCAGAAAAAGCAACAUGAGGCGAAUUCCGCUGUGGCUCCUUUGAAGGCCAAGCUGGCUUCUCUGGUCCAGAAGUGCAGGGAGAGGAACUGCCUGAUCACGCACCUACUCCAGGAGCUGCGCGCACACGGGGUGGCGGGUGCCCUGCUCUCCGAGACGGCGCGGAGCAUGGUGGACGACGCGGCGCUGGCUGAGUACGCGGCCACCUUCCUGGCUCCGGGGACCCCAGAGGCCAGCACCCCCCUGGCCGUCGAGUCUGAGACAGCAGCAGCUGUAAGAGCCCAGAAAUACCUCCCAAAGCCCCACACGGACAGCACCAUCAUCCAAAGACCUCUGCAUUCAGAGCCCUGGGCUGUUCCCGAGGCUGAGCGGCCAGCACCGAGCACAGCUAGACCGGAUUCUCCACAGCUUUCCUCACCCUCGGGGCCGGCGCCGGAUCCCGGAGCAUGUCCAGAGCCGGAGUGCCCUGCUCGAAGCCUGGAAGGGGAAGGCGGGCUGUCCCGUCCCGUCCGAGCCGAUGACGUCCGGCCGCCCACGGAGCUCCUGAGCCCUGCGAGGAUCCUGGCGUUCCACAGAGAGCUGAGACAGAGCAUUUGCAGCAAUCCCCAGGUCAAUAAAUCACCGCUGGAAUUAUAAAUUUAAUAGAACCGCUCAUGCUCCGGGGCCAUUUCAUAGACUCCAUAAAUAUUUGAAGCAGAGCCUUCAGACACAGCUUUAAGAAAUUGGUAGCAAUCAAAGCCCUCAUCCUGUGGCAAGUGGUUUGGCCUCGGGCGCGGGGUCCGUGAUGGUGGUCAGAGCUUGGGAGAGGCAUCGGCCUGUGCCUCGCUCAUUCUGAGAGGCCGUGCCUCCCGUGAAGGCAGCAAAGGAAAUAUCUGUGUCUGUUGUACCAAAACCUAUUGAACCACUGGCCCGGUGGUUCUCAGCUGGGUGUGGUUUUUCCCAACCAGGGAAAACUUUGGCAACAUCCGGAGACAUUUCUUAUUAUCGUAACUUAGAAACUGCUCCCGGCAUCUAGCGUAGAGGCCAGGAUGCUGUUAAACACCCCGCAAUGCACAAGACAGUGUCCUACGACACGGGCUAUCCAGCCCAGAUGCAGCAGUGCCGGGGCUGGGGCCCCCUGGGCCGGUCUAAUAGCCCCUAAGAUUGUCAGCCACAGAGAACCGUUUUAUUUUCCUGCCCUUGGGGCCCCUCCCCGCGUUUUAAAAGAUUUUAGCCUACUAAAUGAAAUACUUGAUUUAAGUAAUUAUAUAUUUUACAUUUCAAAGCAUUAAAACCCAUCAGAAUUUUUUA
Molecule: messenger RNA, 7437 nt
Organism: Suricata suricatta (meerkat)
Lineage: Eukaryota; Metazoa; Chordata; Mammalia; Carnivora; Herpestidae
Gene: C1H4orf50
Product: chromosome 1 C4orf50 homolog
Exons: 16
Coding region: 2257-6783 (1508 amino acids)
Source: RefSeq, a predicted model, not a curated record